This is a messenger RNA of Trifolium pratense (red clover), 2759 nucleotides long. RefSeq names its product receptor-like kinase TMK4. The transcript is spliced from 2 exons. NCBI's taxonomy places the organism in Eukaryota, Viridiplantae, Streptophyta, Magnoliopsida, Fabales, Fabaceae. Gene Ontology annotation, biological process: protein phosphorylation. The coding region runs from base 18 to 2588 and encodes 856 amino acids. The record is from RefSeq and is a predicted model, not a curated record. Gene Ontology annotation, molecular function: ATP binding; protein kinase activity; protein binding.
UACAAACUACAACAAUCAUGAAAAUAUUAAGCCAUGGAUAUGUUUUGUUAUCCAACCUCUUACUAAUAAUUUCCAUCGCUAAUGUUAGUAAUGGAGUAGACUAUGAAGCAGAUUACAUGUUCCAACUUAUGAAAGCAAUAACCCCAACUCCCACUGGAUGGUCUAACAAAACUCACUACUGCAAAUGGAAAGGCAUCUCUUGUAAUUCAACUACUCAAGUUGUUACCUCCAUCAUGCUCCCAUCAAGUUCACUCACUGGGACACUCCCUCCCGACAUCUACACUCUCACUAAUCUCACCCAUAUCGAUCUUCACAACAACUCACUCAAUGGUUCUUUGCCUGAUUUUGAAGGCCUCUUGCUCCAAAUUGUAUCCCUUGGUCACAAUAAUUUCACCUCUAUUCCAGACGAUUGCUUUCGAUAUUUAUCUGAUCUGAGAACCCUCAACCUCAGCAAUAACUUGAAUCUCGACCCAUGGGUAUUUCCUAUGGAUGAUUUAUCUUUCUCCACUUCUUUGGAAACCCUCGAUCUCAACGCUACAAAUAUGAUUGGUCCACUACUUCCAGAAAAGUUUGAUUCGUUUCCAAAUUUGCAUACUUUUAUUAUUUCUCACAACAAAUUGAAAGGAAGUCUACCCCAGUCUCUCGCGAAAUCUGCUGUAAGAUAUUUACACCUUAACAAUAACAGUUUCUCGGGUACAAUUGACGUUAUAUCAAGCAUGAGUAAGUUAUCUCAAUCAUGGCUUCACAAUAACACCUUCUCGGGUCAAAUUCCCAACAUGUCCCAUUGUAUUAAUUUGUUUGAUUUGCAACUUCAAUCAAAUUUUUUAACUGGUUUGGUCCCACCUUCAUUGCUUGCGCUAUCUAGCUUGAACAUCAUCUCGUUGGACAACAAUAUACUUCAAGGACCGAUACCUGUGUUUCACAAGGGCGUUAAAGCAACUUGGGAAUCAAAUAACUUUUGUCGAAGUGAUGUUGGGCCAUGUGAUCCCCAAGUUACAAUUUUAAAUAAAAUAUCUGAAGCUCUUGGGUCUCCUAGCUUUUUGUCAACCGAAGGGAACAAUGUUUGUACCGGAGGGCAAUGGACCAGUAUAUCGACCGACAAUGUCUUGAUUAAGUGUGAAAGAGGGAAGAUUGUUACAUUGAAGUUCCGGGAUUUUAGAUUAACAGGAACCAUCUCUCCCGCAUUUUGCAAGUUAACAAGUUUGGUGAACUUGACGCUUGCUCGCAUUAAAUUGACGGGUUCAAUACCACCCAGUCUUACAACUUUGCCUCAAUUGCAGAUUCUUGAUGUUUCUAAUAAUAAUCUAUCAGGAGUAAUUCCCAAAUUUUCAUCCAAGGUUAAGUUAAACACCACAGGCAAUGUUUUGCUUCGGCAAAAUAUGUCUAGACAAGAUGGAGGUGAUGUUCAAACUCAAGGUUCAUCUAAAGCAAACCUUAGACUUGUAAUUUGGAUUACAGGGGCAUCAAUGAUUAUUGUUGGAACUGUCAUUCUUAUGGUGUUGAUUAUUUGUAAACGUAAGAGGUAUCAUAUUUUGGUAAAAAGGUGGGUAUUCAAGAAAACAAAUAAAUUUAUUGACCACAAUGUGGAGGAUUUCAUGCAAAGUUAUAACUUGUUAGUGCCAAUUAAGCAAUAUCGAUAUUCAGAAGUCGAAAGAAUGACAAACUCAUUCCGAGACAAAUUAGGUCAAGGAGGAUAUGGUGUUGUUUACAAAGCAAGUUUACCUGAUGGUCGUCAAGUGGCAGUGAAAGUGAUAAAAGACUCAAAGGGAAAUGGAGAAGAAUUCAUAAAUGAAGUAGCUAGUAUUAGUAGGACGUCACAUGUAAAUAUUGUUUCACUUUUGGGGUUUUGUUAUGAGAACAAAAGAGCACUAAUAUAUGAAUUCAUGUCCAAAGGGUCAUUGGAUAAGUUUAUCCUUAAAAAUGGAUUUCCUGAUGCAAUUUGUAGCUUGGAUUGGAACACAAUGUACGAAAUUGCAAUCGGCAUUGCUCGAGGACUAGAGUACUUGCAUCAAGGAUGUGUUACAAGAAUUUUGCAUCUUGAUAUCAAACCCCAAAAUAUUCUUUUGGAUGAAAACUUUUUCCCAAAAAUCUCUGAUUUUGGAUUAGCUAAAAUAUGCCAAAGGAAUGAUAGUGUUGUGUCUAUACUUGGCACAAGAGGAACUAUAGGAUACAUAGCACCAGAAGUAUUUAGCCGAACAUAUGGUGGAGUUUCUCACAAGUCUGACGUAUACAGUUAUGGUAUGUUAAUUCUAGAAAUGAUUGGAGGAAGAAAGAAUUAUGACACUGGAGGUUCGUGUACUUCUGAAUUGUACUUUCCAGAUUGGAUUUAUAAGGAUCUUGAACAAGCUGGUAAUAAUAAUGAGAAUUGUUUAGCAAACUCAGAAGAAGAAAAUGACAUGGUGAGACAAAUUACUAUGGUGAGUCUAUGGUGCAUUCAAACGAAUCCAUCAGAUAGACCAUCAAUGAGUAGAGUAUUAGAAAUGCUACAAGGACCACUUCAGUCAGUGUCAUAUCCUCCAAAGCCUUUCCUACAUUCUCCUGAACAACAAUCAUUUCAAACUUCAUAUGUGUCUUCAAGCAAUUUUUGAUAGAGACAAAUGCAGGAAAGACACCAGUAAAAAUGUGAUUAUACUGUAAUUUUAAAUUGUAGGUAUUCGAAAGUUCAAAUUAACGCAUCUUUUCUAUUUAAACAAAAAUACCAUUAACUUUUAUUAUUUAAAAUUAAUAAAUUGAAGGUUAAUUUGGUAAGUUUAAUGAAA